AGGGUUUAGCACUUCGGCUCCCGCUAUCUCCCCUUCUCCUUCGUCGCCUUCAUUCGAAACCCUAACCCUAGCGCUCGAAUCCCUUGAUCGCCGCCGCCAUGAAUUUCCGCUUCCAAAAUCUUCUCGGAGCGCCGUACCGUGGAGGAAACGCAGUUGUGUCGGAGAACUCCACCCUUCUCUCCGCUAUCGGCAACCGUAUCGCCGCCACCGACCUCGUGAAAUCACAGACCAUAACCCUCACCUUAGAGGCCUCCACCAACCUAUCUCGCCUUGACGCCUCCCCGGACGGCCACUUCCUCAUCGCCGUCGAUGAUGCCGGCCGCAUGUAUUAUGUCAACCUCCGCCGCCGCGUGCUGCUCCACGGUAUGACGCUUAAAGGCCCUGCCUCCGCUCUGCGGUUCUCGCCGGAUGGUGCCUUGUUCGCUGUUGCUAUCGGUCGCCGCGUUCAGGUUUGGAGGUCACCAGGGUUCCGCAAAGAAUUCUUUCCCUUCGAGCGUGUGCACGAGCUCCGGCCAUGUGCUGCGGACGUGACGGUGAUCAAUUGGAGCCCCGAUUCGGCGUACCUUCUAGUAGGGUCUAAGGAUCUCACUGUUAGGCUUUACUGCUUGAAGAGCUACGGGGGUUCUAAAAAGCCUUACCUGUUUCUAGGACACAGGGAGUCCAUUGUUGGCGCCUUUUUUGCAAUGAAGAAGAAUGAUAAUGCUUACCGGGUCUAUACAAUAUCUAAAGAUGGGGCUGUUUUCACUUGGAAAUUGGAUGAAAGCCAGCAUCUUGAUGACUCUAAACGGAUGGAUUUAGAUCCGCCAUCCCCUGGCACCCCUGAACAAAGAUCCCCAGGAGAGAACAACAAUGAAAGUAUGGAGGAAUUUGAGGAAAAUGGUAGAAAAAGACGGCUUGGUGAUGGAGAAUCUGAAAUCCCUUUGAACCGGGCUAAAUGGGAGCUGGUGAAGAAGGAUUUCUUCAUGCAAACCCCGGCGAAGUUGACUGCCUGUGAUUACCAUCGGGAGCUAGAUAUGGUGGUCGUGGGGUUCUCAAAUGGGAUUUUUGGGCUCUACCAGAUGCCAGACUUCGUUUGCAUUCACUUGCUUUCUAUAUCAAGGGAGAAAAUCACAACUGCUGUUUUCAAUCAGCUUGGUAAUUGGCUGGUGUUUGGCUGUGCAAAACUUGGGCAGCUUCUUGUGUGGGAGUGGCGUUCUGAGACUUACAUACUGAAGCAACAAGGACAUUAUUUUGAUGUGAACUGUAUUGCUUACUCACCUGACUCACAGAUGCUUGCUACUGGGGCCGAUGACAACAAAGUUAAGGUGUGGACUGUUUCAUCAGGUUUUUGUUUUGUAACAUUCUCUGAGCACACUAAUGCUGUCACCGCUGUCCAUUUUAUGCCUAAUAGCCAUAGUCUACUGAGUGCUUCUCUAGAUGGGACAGUUCGUGCUUGGGAUUUGUUUCGUUAUCGAAAUUUUAGAACAUUUACUACUCCUUCACCUAGGCAGUUUGUCUCUUUGGCAUCUGAUGUAAGUGGUGAAGUAAUUUGUGCUGGAACUCUGGAUUCCUUUGAGAUUUUUGUUUGGUCAAUGAAGACUGGUCGAUUGUUGGAUGUUCUUAGUGGUCACGAGGGCCCAGUUCAUGGGUUAAUGUUUUCACCAACAAAUGCUGUUUUGGCAUCGUCUUCAUGGGAUAAAACAGUUCGAUUAUGGGAUGUUUUUGACGGAAAAGGUGCAGUUGAGACAUUUCGACAUUUACAUGAUGUUCUUACUGUGGCUUAUCGUCCAGAUGGAAAGCAAAUAGCCUGCAGCACACUAGAUGGCCAAAUUCAUUUCUGGGAUCCUAUGGAUGGCAUCUUGAUGUACACUAUUGAGGGCCGCAGGGAUAUUGCUGGUGGGCGACUUAUGACUGACAGACGUUCAGCGGCCAAUUCAAGUUCAGGAAAAUACUUUACAACAUUAUGCUAUUCUGCUGAUGGGAGUUACAUUUUAGCCGGAGGGAAUAGCAAGUAUGUAUGCAUGUAUGAUAUCUCAGAGCAGGUAUUGAUUCGGAGGUUUCAAAUAACUCGGAAUCUCUCUUUGGAUGGAGUUCUCGACUUUUUGAACUCCAAAAGAAUGACAGAUGCUGGUCCAGUGGAUUUAAUCAAUGACGAGAAUGAUGAUAUUAAUGAAGGUGUUGAUCGGCAAACAAGGGUUAAGCUAGGUGGUGAUUUACCAGGGUCUUUGCCAAACCGGGGUCGGCUUACUGUUCGUACAAAAUGUCUUAAAAUUGCACCGACAGGAAGAAGCUGGGCAGCGGCAACUACUGAGGGGGUUAUCUUGUAUUCUGUUGAUGACUCAUUUGUGUUUGAUCCCACAGAUCUUGACAUUGAUGUCACACCUGAGGCUGUAAAUGAAGCUCUUAUGGCAGAAAACCCACAAAGGGCAUUGUUACUCAGCCUUCGUCUAAAUGAAGACUCAUUAAUCAAGGAAUGCAUAUUUUCAGUGAAUCCACUGGAUAUAAAAGCGGUCUCUCUAUCCAUACCAUUCAAGCACAUGCAGAGGCUGAUUGAGGCUUUAGCUGAUCUCUUGGAAAGUUGUCCCCAUCUUGAAUUUAUUCUUCAGUGGUGCCAGGACCUUUGUGAAGCCCAUGGUCAUUCUAUCCAACAGAACUCUAGAAGUCUUCUUCCAUCUUUGAGAUCCAUGCAGAAGGCUAUUACAAAGAUUCAUGAAGAUCUUUCUGACAUAUGUUCUUCCAAUGAGUAUAUGCUCCAGUAUUUAUGUUCCACAAGUGAGAAAACCCAAUAGUACUAUUUGCAAAAAGCCCAGGUAGUAAGUAAUAUUUGAAGGUCCAUGUCACUAUUCUUUUUUUUUUUUAAAGAAAAUUCUUUCUUCAUAGUGCUCAAUCCCCCACAUCUUGCAUUUCUCACUUGCAAAUUUGACUGGUUUGGAUAAAAAUAUAAUAAUGUCUCAGCUCCUUCCACUUUAGAAUUAUAAACUAUCAUGAGGUGGCAAGAUAGGGAUUCACUCAAUCUCCUUAGUUGUCUAUGUUUUGUUUGAGAGUAACUGCUGAAAUUGCUCAUGCUGUAAACUUGUUUCUAAUGAUUUGAUUUGUGAAGAAUUGUAGCAAUCAUGAGCAUCAUGAAGACAAGCUGAGGCUGGUUGAUUUCUUUCAGCAAAAGUAUUCCGUCUUUUGUACCAAUUAAUUACUCUUGACACUAAACUCUACUUGUUCAUUUAUUCAUUUAAUGCCUACUGCUUUUCAUAUAAAUAGGAUAGAUUAUUAUUUAGACCAGAAUGGUAGUUUUAAGAGCCUAUUAUUAUAUAGUUUCAAGGACAAUUAUGAUCAAUGCCUGCCUGUUUCUUUAUUGUAAUCAAGGUUGUGACUGCAACGCCUUAUGCUAGUCAUGUUUUGCUAAUGCCAUAACUUUUCAGUUCUUUCUAACUUUUCUUUCCACAAUUCACUUUCCAUGUUUUUUUUUUGGUAGAAUGCUUGUCCCCAGUCUCACCAGCUACUUUUGCUGAAUUUUUACAUGGUGAUGCUUUCUAUUGAUGGGAUAUCAGUCCGGCACUUCAUAAUUCUCCACAUUAGUAUGUUUGAUUUAUCGUAUUCCCCAUAGAUGGAAGUACAUAAUUUUAACACGUCGAUGGUUUCUAUUAAUCAAAUAUCAGCAAUGCACCUCAUAAUUCUCCUCCGCAAUAUGUUUGAUUUACAGAGUUCAAGAUUAAUAGAGGCUACAUCGUCUUCCAUGGACCCAGUUUCUUCAGCCGGAAUCGGGUACCAGUGGUCAUCAGUGAGCUUGGUGCCGGAGAAAAUACAUAUUCACAUUGUAAAUUUAAUUUGUCAUUUUCUUCUCGAUCAUACAAGCGAUUUUUUUUUUUGUUUUAUUUGUUGUUACUGGUUUUCGGUAUCAUUGAAAUUGAACCCAUUAACCAGACCGGGUUAUCAUCUUGCCCUGUGUUACAGGGAUGGUGUCCCCGCAUGACCACUCGCACAUCGUACUGAUGGUGAGUGAUGUCAUCACAAACCUCUAGUUCUUGUCCAUGUGGCGAUAUUACAUUGUAACUGUUUAUCAAAUUGACAGCAUGUGAUGGGCACGGGCCGUCCGGAAAACCGGCCUAUACUGUAGACGGGCCGGUUACGGGUUGGAGUUUUCACGACCCGGGAUCCGGCGGGCCGGGUCAAACCCGGUUUAAUGUUAUUGUUUUUUUUU
Dioscorea cayenensis subsp. rotundata (Guinea yam) is the source of this 4174-nucleotide messenger RNA. RefSeq names its product periodic tryptophan protein 2-like. Gene Ontology annotation, biological process: ribosomal small subunit assembly; maturation of SSU-rRNA from tricistronic rRNA transcript (SSU-rRNA, 5.8S rRNA, LSU-rRNA). The record is from RefSeq and is a predicted model, not a curated record. The transcript is spliced from 7 exons. Gene Ontology annotation, cellular component: small-subunit processome; Pwp2p-containing subcomplex of 90S preribosome. Gene Ontology annotation, molecular function: protein binding. NCBI's taxonomy places the organism in Eukaryota, Viridiplantae, Streptophyta, Magnoliopsida, Dioscoreales, Dioscoreaceae. Bases 99 to 2768 code for a protein of 889 amino acids.